AUGACGAUCACCAGUGGAGGCUAUCCAAAGCGCAAAGCAAAGAGCACAAUCAAGUUCUGUACAAACUUGUGCGUUUUCUUCUUGUUAGCCAUUUCUCUACUCGGAAUGAUGGUUGGAAUUAUCGUACUUGGAACUAGCGAAAAACCAGAUCCUGAUUCACUCACCAAACUAGUCACAUGUAACGUCAAAGAAAUUGCUCCAAGAACAUGUACUACUUCUUGCACGCUCACUGUCUAUGUUCCUGUUUUAGGAAAGUCAGUUGUCACUGAGCCAUUUUCUUCGAGUGACAAGGCCUUCAGUUACACAUCAGGUCAAAGCAUUGAUUGCUAUGUCAAUCUGUACUAUGAAAAUUAUGAAAAUCAAAAAGUGAGCGUGAAUGAAGUUCAAACUAAUUUUUCUUAUGUAACCUCAGUAGUUGGAGGAGUCAUGAUUGGAUUUUCCUUUUUAUUAUUAGUAAUUACUUGUGGAUUGAGUUAUUAUUCUUGCGCCAUGUUGAUUAGACCUUAA
This is a messenger RNA of Naegleria lovaniensis, 507 nucleotides long. RefSeq lists its product as uncharacterized. Lineage: Eukaryota; Heterolobosea; Eutetramitea; Acrasida; Naegleriidae. The record is from RefSeq and is a predicted model, not a curated record. The transcript has 2 exons. Bases 1 to 507 code for a protein of 168 amino acids.